This is a messenger RNA of Solea senegalensis (Senegalese sole), 568 nucleotides long. RefSeq names its product protein phosphatase 1 regulatory inhibitor subunit 16B-like. NCBI's taxonomy places the organism in Eukaryota, Metazoa, Chordata, Actinopteri, Pleuronectiformes, Soleidae. Gene Ontology annotation, biological process: regulation of sprouting angiogenesis; establishment of endothelial barrier. The transcript has 2 exons. The record is from RefSeq and is a predicted model, not a curated record. Gene Ontology annotation, cellular component: cytoplasm. Gene Ontology annotation, molecular function: phosphatase regulator activity; enzyme inhibitor activity. The annotation marks the transcript as partial.
CACACACACACGUACGAUAACGGACUCACUCAGUUUAACGUGAAGCGUUUCGUUUCCAGCCUAUCAGUGUCUGCACUAACGGGACAAGUUUAAAAUUCUGGGAUACCACGGACGGUCCUUCGCUUUUCUCUCCCCUCGGUGUGAACAUCUCGACCCGGAGUGAGGAGGUUCACCACUGCUGAAAGGAUGAUGCAGAGGGCGAGAGGAGACCACAGACGAAGGUGCAGCCCGCGCUAGAAAAAAUACACCCUCGCUCCUCAUUUUCACCGCCCCAUCACUGCUGUUCCGUCCCCCAGCGUCAUGGCCAACCAUCUGGAGCUGAUCCAGGAGCUGCAGCAGCUGGACAAAGUGCCUAGUCUGGAGAGGCUGCGGGCGGCCCAGAAGCGUCGCACGCAGCAGCUGAAGAGAUGGGCCGUGUACGAGAAGGAGAUGCAGAGCAAGAAGCGAAAGGCAGAAAAGAAAGGACGCAGCGCUAACCAUCUUCAGCAUGGGGAGUCCAAGAAGCACGUGUCGUUUGCCGCCAGCGUGGCGCUUCUGGAGGCAUCUGCCAGGAAUGAUCCAGACGAAG